AUGGCGAAGGAGCAACCUCCGCAGAGGAAGCAGGCAUGGAUGCCACUAAAGAAAAGAACAGAGUCAAACACAAAAGUGAAACUCACAAGGUGUGGAAAGAUUACCCUGGGUAUCAUAAUUAUUGUGAUUGCUGUAGUAAUCUUCGGACUCAUUAUUCAUUUCGUCACUUAUGGGAAAACAUCUUGCUAUUAUCACAUCAGCUUUAAAGUCAAUAAUGUUGACUAUGACAGAAAGUUUGAAAAACCAUAUUCACAAGAAUAUAUGGACCUAAAUAAAAGGAUAGUGUCUUUGAUAAAUGAAACAUUUCAUGGAUCAAAACUGAGAAGACAGUAUGUCAAAUCCCAUGUUGUCCAAGUAAGCAGAGCCAAAGGGAAAGUGAUAAUACAUUCUGUGCUGAAGUUUAUAUUCUGCUUUAAAAAUAAGGCAGCAAAAUUUCGGGAUAGGAUCGAAACCAUUUUAUAUCAGAAGUUAAAUGGUGAAACUGGGUGUUUAAAUAUAGAUUCUUCUUCAUUGAGAGUCUCAGACAUAGAAAUGUCGACAGCAGAAAAUCUUCUUAAUACCUGUUGUGGACUGCGAACAAUAACUUUCUCUGGCAACAGAAUAGCAGGGGGCACAGAUGCCGAGGAAGGGGAAUGGCCCUGGCAAGCUAGCCUUCAACAGAACAGUGUCCACCGAUGUGGAGCCACUCUGAUUAGUAACUAUUGGCUUGUCACUGCUGCUCACUGUUUCAUAAGGAACAAUGAUCCCCAAAAAUGGAAUGUUAGUUUUGGGCUUCUUUUAAGUGACCCACAAGCACAACGAAAAAUCAAGAAUAUUAUAAUUCAUGAGGACUACCAUUACCCUGCACACGAGAAUGACAUUGCUGUCGUGAAUCUUUCUUCACCAAUAUUAUAUACAAGCAACAUUCGAAGAGUAUGUCUUCCAGAAGCUAAUUAUACAUUCCCACCCAAUUCAGAUGUGGUGGUCACUGGAUGGGGAACAUCAAAGACUGAUGGUAGAGCAGUUCCAGGUGAUGAAAAGUUUGCCGUUUACCUCUAUGCAACCCUGUCCAGAAGUGACAUGGAAAUGUUGAAUGUGUCCAGAUUAUCAGAAGGUGACUCUGGUGGACCUCUGGUUAUAGCAGAUCAUAAAGGCACUUGGUUCCUUGUUGGCAUUGUAAGCUGGGGAGAUGAAUGUGCUCUUCCAAACAAGCCUGGCGUCUACACUCGAGUAGCCUACUAUCGAGACUGGAUCACAGCCAAAACUGGUCUCUAG
Molecule: messenger RNA, 1254 nt
Organism: Myotis brandtii (Brandt's bat)
Lineage: Eukaryota; Metazoa; Chordata; Mammalia; Chiroptera; Vespertilionidae
Product: transmembrane protease serine 11D-like
Exons: 10
Coding region: 1-1254 (417 amino acids)
Biological process (GO): proteolysis
Molecular function (GO): serine-type endopeptidase activity
Source: RefSeq, a predicted model, not a curated record